AAGGACUGGCCUACCAGUUUAUUCCUUGUUCUCAGGACUCACGGGCGACAAUAAAAUGCUCGCUUCCAUGGUGGAUCCAAGUCGCCAUCUGCCUCAUCCAGUGCAAGAGGGAGAUCAAACUGGCCACAGCAGUCUCAGAAGCUAGUCAAAACUAGUGGGAGGCUGUGUGCACAGAACUAGAAAAGAAAAGGCUUGGAGAUCGAAUGGCUCGUGGUAAGGUUCAGAUGAGGAGGAUAGAGAACCCAGUGCACCGGCAGGUCACCUUCUGCAAGCGGCGAAUGGGCCUGCUGAAGAAAGCUAGGGAGUUGUCUGUUCUCUGUGACGCUGCUAUCGGUGUCAUCGUGAUCUCCCCCCAUGGCAAGAUCUAUGACUUAGCCACCAAUGGGAACAUGCAAGGUUUGAUCGAGAGGUACAGGAGAGCCUGUUCAGAAAUGCAUGGCGAAAGUAGCAACCACAACGAAACUCAGACGAUAAAACAAGAGGUGUUAGCAUUAACGCAUGAAAUUGAUUUGCUUCAAAAGGGAUUCAGGUACAUGCAUGGAGAGAAUGAUAUAAACCACAUGAAUCUUGUCGAGCUCCAGACCCUGGAAAAUAAUCUUGAAAUGUGGGCAAAUAACAUUCGCUCCCAGAAGAUGCAGAUCAUCUCCAGGGAGAUUGACAUGCUCAGGAACAAGGUCAGGUUCAGUAUUUGUCGCUCUGUUCCUGCAACAAAGCUCAGGCUCAGCAAUUUCCGUCACCGAAGGUUCUUUGCGCUUCUGUUUUGCAGGAGGCCAUACUGCAGGCUGUCAAUGGCGUGCUUCAGGAAAGGAUAAUCGAGCAGAAUGGGAUUCUGAAUUUCAGCGGCACGGCGAUGACACCGUCCCAGCUAACCAUGGAGAGUAACUACUAUUUGUAGGCAAAGCUGUCAUCCUACGAAUUUAUAUACGUUUGGUUCCGAAAAUGUAUGGUGUUUCAUUUUGUUCCAAGUCAAACAUCUUGACCAAGUUUGUAGAAAAUACAGUAACAAUCUACAUACAAUACGGAAUAAAUGCACUACAGCUCAUAUUUAA
Zea mays is the source of this 1049-nucleotide messenger RNA. RefSeq lists its product as uncharacterized. The record is from RefSeq and is a predicted model, not a curated record. The coding region runs from base 204 to 812 and encodes 202 amino acids. Gene Ontology annotation, molecular function: protein dimerization activity; RNA polymerase II transcription regulatory region sequence-specific DNA binding; DNA-binding transcription factor activity. Gene Ontology annotation, biological process: positive regulation of transcription by RNA polymerase II. Gene Ontology annotation, cellular component: nucleus. The transcript is spliced from 6 exons. Lineage: Eukaryota; Viridiplantae; Streptophyta; Magnoliopsida; Poales; Poaceae.